CCUCACCUCCUGUGACUACGUUGUCACCCGUUCAGUCCUCUUCACUGCCUGGCUGCGUACUCUCUCCAGGGAACAGGAUGCAAUACUCGCUUCUCAAAGACGUGACAUCCGACUCACAUAAUUGGCAAGUCAGAACAAGGGUACUCCGAUUCUCUGAGUAUGCCGACAAAGCUCAACCGGCUAAAGUCCUAAGGCUUGAUCUCAUACUUCUUGAUGAACAGGGAACUGCCAUGGAAGGCCAGAUCCCCGAAAAUUGGGUUCAACAAUUUAAGCCAAUUCUAAAAGAAAAUUCCGUUUACUAUAUCCAAUAUUUUCAAGUACGUCCUGCCCGUACAAUGUACCGACCUGUUGAUCAUGAAUACAUGAUGCGGUUCACAAAAUAUACAAGAGUGGUCGAAGUGAAUCCUGUGCCGGACACAUUUCCAAUGUAUGCAUGUAAAAUAGCAUCGUUCGCUGAACUUCGUGAAAGAGUGGGUGUGCAAGAAUUUUCAUCAGAUGCUAUUGGGAUUUUUGAAGGGUGCACACGUAUCAUGCAACAAAAUACGAAGAAUGGCGUUAAACCACUCAGAAACAUUUACAUAUCAGACGGGAGAGAAACUAUUCGCGUCGCUUUGUGGAACCAGCAUGCCUAUGACUUCAAUGAUGAGCAGUAUAUGGAAAUAGCUAAAACCAAAACUCUGGUUUUUCUCUUUGUCGUUGUAACAUGUGCAUGGCAUGAAGGAAAAUUAUCACUUCAAGGGUCCACAAUAUGCAGAUGGUAUUUAAACCCUGACCUGCCAGAAGCCGCUGCCCUCCAUGACAGCUAUCCACAUGGGCUACGACAGCCAAUCUGGCAUGGUCCAGCACCAUCGCAGAUUGGGCCAAUUGAAACCACUGUUACAGAUUUGGCAAUGUUGACAAACCCACAUACUAUCUAUUGCAACAGAUACAUUGCAACUAUUAAAAUGAAGAAUUUAUUGCGCAACCAAUCCUGGUGGUAUUUGGCCUGUCAAAGAUGCAACAAAACAAUCCAAGCUCAUGGCAAUAGAUAUAAAUGCACAUGCAUAAAAUGUCCCAGCACAGAUGGGGAACCCAGAUAUCGCCUUGCUGUUAUCGCCACUGAUCCAGCAAUGCCAAUCAAUGACCCCAACCCACCAUCUAUUGAAUUGGUCUUCUUUGGUCCCGUCGGUGAAGAAAUAAUAGGAAUGCCAGUCGACGCCCUAAUUGCAUCAAGUGGAGGCGUAGAGGGCUUCGUUCCACCACAAAUAACAAGACUCUAUGGAAGGGAAUUCAGAUUACGCAUUAGUGUUUCUCCUGGAGCCCUUCAAAGGCCAAACCUCUCUUAUCAAGUUGACGGCAUUGUCAAUGUUGGCAAUCUCCUAAUCACUCAGCCUCUACCAAUACUUCCAUCAACCCUGCAGGAACAACCCACUGCUCCCUCAAUAUUAACUAAUGCUCAAGGACAGGCUGGAGGUUCAUCUUCCCAAAAGGCAACCGAAAUAACGCCGCCUAAAGAGACAUCAUCAUCAUUAACCCCGCCUCCGAUGCAAACACCGCCUAACCUAGAGACAGAUCACCCUGCUAUUGCUACUCACAAACGACCUCGAUCUCCUCAAGCCAAUGAACAAGGAAAAAAUGCCGACUCAAGCAGUGAUGAGCGUACUAUAACCAAACGUUCAACAGUAAGGAAGCUCAUCCUCGAUGACUUACCAGAGGAAACCUAGGUCAGCUAACUUAGUGAUGAAGACCUCCUUUUGCAAUUUUGAAUAUGUCCUCCUAUAAAAUGUAGACAACACAGCUGCAAAUGCUACCCGUUCAAUCCUCUCAGCGCAGCACACUAUAAGAAGGCAUCUCCAUCUAUUACUAAGCCACACCUUUUGCGGUUGUUUGCACCCUAGCCUACAUUGCCAUAGGACCUACUAUGUAUUUUAGGACAUGCCAGUAAUAUGUAUCACCGCACUAAUAUCUGCACCGAAAUAUUGUACCGACAAACAUCAUGCUGUAAAUAUUUUACGUUGUGCAACGCCAUGAUAAAACAAAACGGCGUUGCUUCAAUGCUUGCGCUAAAACAUCAAGCUUGAUAUGGUUAACCUUU
Messenger RNA from Phragmites australis (common reed), 2074 nucleotides. RefSeq names its product replication protein A 70 kDa DNA-binding subunit B-like. The transcript is spliced from 14 exons. The coding region runs from base 78 to 1703 and encodes 541 amino acids. Gene Ontology annotation, cellular component: nucleus. Gene Ontology annotation, biological process: DNA replication; DNA recombination; DNA repair. Gene Ontology annotation, molecular function: DNA binding. Lineage: Eukaryota; Viridiplantae; Streptophyta; Magnoliopsida; Poales; Poaceae. The record is from RefSeq and is a predicted model, not a curated record.